Messenger RNA from Lacerta agilis (Sand lizard), 1533 nucleotides. RefSeq names its product spermatogenesis associated 22 (gene SPATA22). The transcript has 10 exons. Bases 331 to 1407 code for a protein of 358 amino acids. Lineage: Eukaryota; Metazoa; Chordata; Lepidosauria; Squamata; Lacertidae. The record is from RefSeq and is a predicted model, not a curated record. Gene Ontology annotation, biological process: meiotic DNA repair synthesis; homologous chromosome pairing at meiosis; gamete generation.
CUUAAGUGUUUUCCCGCCUUUUCCACCUCAUGCUACCUAACGGAUUUAGGCCCUUUCCUGCCUCCUUCUCGUCCCCCUCAUUAACCUGAUUUUAAUGGAUGUAGGCAAAUUAUUUUCUCACUACCUUCCCCUUUCAGCUAGAUUUAGGCACUCUUCCACGACUCUCCCUCAACAGCGUUGCACUAAUAGAUAUAGGCACUUGCCUGCCUUUUUCUCCUCUGUCAGCCUUGCCAGCCACAGAGGUUAUGAAAGCUUGGAUGUGUAUUUAUACACAAAGUGAAUGACGGGAUUCUUUUUAUUCUGCUUAAACUAGGUAUUGUGGAAGGAGAAAUGAAGAGGGCAUUAACUGACCAUUCAAGCCGCUCUACUGCAGGCUACUUACCAGUCCCACUGUUCAAUCAGAAAAAAAGGAACAGGCAACCACUCACUUCAAACCCGCUUAAAAAUGAGCUAUGUACCAGCAAUCCAGCUGAAAAUGUGGAUUAUUCUGCCAUGCUAGCUGAUUUCGGUUGGGAAAUUGCAAAGCCAGAACCAACUCGAUUACAGAAAACAAUCCCAGCAGAGCUUCCUGUUCCACCUUUAGUGUUAAGACACCAAAACGCACCAACAUCAGCUGUAUCACAAGCAGAAAAGAACUUCAACAACUGGAGACUAGAGGAGAAAAACAACACUUGGAAAAGAAACAACUUCCCAGCUUUGGGCAGUGGAACAGACAACAGGAAGGGCUCACAGCUUGACAACAGUCCAGAGUAUUUGAUUGGGACUGGAUCAAAGCAACAGAAAUCAGCUGGCUAUUCACAUGGUAGCAAGGCAGGAGGAGCAGAACAAAGCUAUCCAGCCACAGCCCAAUGGCCAGCUGGAAGGAACGCAGUGCUGAGGGGCCCACAGGGUCAGAGUACAUCGUAUACAUUUAAACCCAGCCCUUUUCAACAAAAAGUUAACGAGAAAAAUGCUGAUUGUGCUCAAGAUGUCAAAAUGGUUCAGAAAGGGCCAGCGGCGUAUCAAGCCAAACUGCAGGAAAAAAACAAUUCUCUCAGAAUUAUAUCUGUUGUCAUUGAAAGCAUGAAACACUGGAGUCAGUAUACGAAUAAAGUGCCACUGUUAUUUGAGGUCUUGGGCGUCCUGGAUUCUGCAGUCACCCCUGGGCAGUACGGGGCCAAGACUUUCCUGUUGAGAGAUGGGAAGGAGAGCGUGUCAUGUGUAUUCUAUGAGAUUGACCGGGAGCUGCCAAGGUUAAUCAGAGGUCGAGUCCACAGAUGCAUGGGAAACUAUGACACAAAACGCAAAGUCUUCAAGUGCGUCUCCGUCAGACCUGCAACGGUUCCUGAGCAACAAACUUUCCAGAAUUUUGUCAAAAUUGCAGACGCUGAGAUGAGCAAAUUUGUCAAAACAAGCAAUGAAGUUUAACUUACACACAUAUACUAGGAAUAAUAAUAUGGGCAUAAUGCGAAAUAUUUGUUAAAGCUCAAAUUCUCAGCACUGAUAUGAAAGCAUCACCAUAACACGUUACCUAAAAUAAAGUAGUUCUGCUUU